AUGAGUAAUGCUGAACGCGAAUCGACUAUAGAACCCAAUUUGGUGAUUACUGAGCUACGAGCUCCUGAAAAAUUCAUCACUGGAUCAUUGCUCGACGAUGAACGAUUACUGGUUGUGAAGGAUCGCGAAUUGUUAAUUUUCACUUUCCCAGUAGCUACAGAUGUCCCUAUACUGAAAUUUGUGACUCAAGCUCGUGUACUGGCGGUCUGGACGUGUCAAGACCUAGUGUCGAGCUCCAAAUAUACAUUAUUUCUUUACAGUUCUGGAGUUAUAGAGGCGAGGAAUAGCCAAUUGGAAAUUCUAGACACUGUAAGAGUGGGAGGGUUUGGACACAUUACUCAAAAACCUCUGGUGGUGACUGAUACAGAAUUCAAUCGUUUUUUUAUAACUUGGGACCGAUUGUCCAUUUCAAGAGUGGACUACCAUAUAGGGCCAUCAAAAUUCAAGCUUUUGGUAUCCAAAAAUCGUUUGAAAGAAGCAUUCAAAUGUCAGUAUCCAAUUGUGUCUCUAUGUGCUUGUCGGAACACCAGUGAAGAUCUGCAGGAGGUUUACAACAUGUGUGUAAUCUCACAAUCGCGGAACAGUGACAAUCCCUGCUUAGAGGUCUGGGAAGAGCUUGAUAUGAUUCGCAGUAAGUGGCAACCUAUCAUUAAGUCUAAGUGUCUUACGCUGCAAAAUAAAUAUUCAGCUGAGGUAUCGUUAGUAGCAAGAUCAAAUUUUGGUUUUAUAUGUGUGAUUGAUGGUCAAUCUAUUGUAUGCAAUACACAAAAAUACUAUCAAACGCAAAGACCUCAGCUGGACAUACUAGAAAUUGGUCCUGAAUCAUACUCAGACUUCAAAUGCCUAGAGUAUCGUGUCCUUUUUUCAUCUAAGCAGUUAUUGGGAGCAGAAUCAGACAUUCUCGGUUGUACCAGCUCCGGCCAUUUUUUUAGACUGAACUUCAAUCCUUCCUCCAACCAAAUUGACAUGGUGAAAUAUCUACCAUUAAACUUCUCACAUAUUCGAAAAGGAAAUUCUGACCUGAUCGAGAGCUUUAUGCUGUUGAAAGACUGUACUUACCUGAUUUCUACAAGUAGCCAAGAAAUUCUACUACUGAACUUGGAUGGAUCUUCACUAAUAAAUAAGUUCACCAUUACUUGCCAAAAAUCAGCGGUUUUGCACUCAAGUAUUUCUGGAGGUGGCGGAAACUUUUCACGUUUGCUGAUAUCGGGGGGAUCAUUAGGUAAUCGGGGCUUUCUGGACUCUACACACUUGGGUUUUGAAGAAUCCUUGCGUCUUGAAGCUGUAGCGGAAACUAUAGCACAAAACGUAUUUGAUUUUUGGUUAACAGAGCAUGGAAUCUACUGGGUCGACGUAAAGGGAAGUCUUUUUGAUGAAAAGGGUCUGCUAGAGGCGGAAAACAACCCAUUAUGUGUGAAUUACAAGGGUGAAGUAAUUCUAAGAAGCAAAGAAAUUUUCAUGAUCGAGCCUAUCCGGGGUUCUACCAACGAAGAAUUCAUGUCUAUCGAUGAGCAGGGAAUGAUUACUUGGAGCUCCACAAAUCUUAGGGCUAAAAUUCCCGAUUUUGCAAACGUGGCUACAGUCAAGUACCAUAUAUCCUCGGCAAAAUUACCGAAUAAUACGAUUUUAUCAGUGGUUGCAUGGAAUGCCCGGUCUAUAUGGUUUUUCGAUGCCGAUAGCAUAUCAAUACAUCUGCAAGGCUUAACUCAGAUCUCAAGUUGUUUGGUAAAGGUCAGUCAGUCGUGCACAACGGUGAUUUUUGCCGAUGUUAUGGGAAAUGUUCACGUUUACAACAUAGGCGGCACAUUAAGAUCUCAGCUCAAAGUUGAUGGCCACAGAAUUUCCUUACACGAUUUUCCUUUUUCUGAAAAGUUCUUUGCAACUUGUUUAGACAGCAUCUUCUUGGUUGGCAUCAACAAUAACGAAUUGGACGCAGCAGAAAUAACAAUGCCUAUACGCAUGAAGCAUAUGAAAGUCGUUUCUGCCUCAAAAAUAUUUCUUCUAGGCAACGAUUCCGCUCUGUAUGAGGCCGACAUUACAAAAUUUGUGCAUGCUCGACAACAACUCAUCAAAAAGUCAUUAGAAAGCCACUUAUAUAUUAUCACGAAACAUUUGACGUUGCAAAAAUCUCGCCGAUUUGUGAUAACAAGCGCACUGGCAAACAAUUUCGACAAAGCUCGUGAAAAGACCAUCUACGACUCAGAACUUCAAGUUUAUGACGUAGCCCUAGGCCAAUUAGUAAACAGAUACAGCAUCACUUCAUUGUUUCCACAAGCUAUUAUUUCCGAUCUUAUUGGCGUCCCUUUUAAAAAGGACGUGAUGUGGAAUAAGUACCUGGAUACUGAGACAUCUUUUGCAAAACAGCUCAUCUUUGCAAAAUGUUUUCUGGUCUCAUUGAAUUUCGAAUUUGCUGAAGACGAGCUAGAGGAGAAUGUGUUGCUUUUCACUCUUGAUGAAGUUACAGGGGAAAUUGAGCUACAACUCAAAACUCGACUCAACUUCAACGUAACUUCACUGCUCAAUUAUUCAAAUCGCAUAAUCUUUGCCUUAGGAGAUAGUGUUCAAGCAUUCCAACUAGGUUAUUCGGCAAAAGAGGGAUCUUUUAGUCUUAAGCAAAUUUCCAAGGCACUGAAUUUGGAUGGAUAUAUUAGCGGAUGCUUUCCUUUUCCUCCACUGGACAGUCUGUUGGCUACUUCGGGCCAGAAAAAAAGGCAGAAGUUGAACGACCUUCGAGAGAUCAUUGGGGUGCAUAAUAUAUUCAAAGGGAUACAACAAAUAGAAAUACGGGGUGAAGUAUCAGCUCACGCAAGCACGGAAGUCUUGAGCUCCAACUUGAAGGAAAUAUCUCUCAAACAUUUACCUAUAUCUGAAUGUGAAGAGCUCGCAAAACCUUUCAUAGAAACACGAUUUUUGUCUUGCGCUCAGUUUGGAUUUGAUGAAGAUGGUGGGAACGUUACCGCUACGUAUUCUGCUGCAAUGAACGAUGAAGGGCGACUCUCUGUUAUCUACGAAUUUUCAAAUUCUUUGGAACCGCUUUCAAUUGCUCGCUUUGAGAUAUCGCAUCAGAUAACGAGUAUUGGGCUAGUCAAGAUUUCGCCCAAAGGCGAGUUCUCCAAUAAGGCUUACGGAAAGGAUGCAUGUUCGCGCACCGAUUUCAAACCCAUGUUUCUCCUCAAUGCCACCGAUGGCAGUUGUUAUCUGGUGAGCGCUAUCACCUCAGCAAAAACGCUAAAACGUUUUGAGGAUGCAGCGAUAAGGAGCGACAACGAUUCGGUUUCGCUAGUCGACAGUGACGCCUUUCAGCUCUUUGAUGCAAAUCACAAGCUUGCUGGUGACGUGCGCUACUGUCUAUUUGGAUGA
Molecule: messenger RNA, 3360 nt
Organism: Lachancea nothofagi CBS 11611
Lineage: Eukaryota; Fungi; Ascomycota; Saccharomycetes; Saccharomycetales; Saccharomycetaceae
Source: the annotation of a GenBank genome assembly